Molecule: messenger RNA, 1440 nt
Organism: Cyclospora cayetanensis
Lineage: Eukaryota; Apicomplexa; Conoidasida; Eucoccidiorida; Eimeriidae
Exons: 3
Coding region: 1-1440 (479 amino acids)
Molecular function (GO): calcium ion binding
Source: RefSeq, a predicted model, not a curated record
AUGAGAUCCUUUCCAAUUUUGGGGCCAGCACUGAUUGAAUUAGCAAGAAACGAACCAGUGCUGACUUUGCGUUCUCAUCGUUUUGUGAGAAUCCGUUCUACAGCAAGAGCUGCAGCCGCUGCUCUUGUGAGUGCUGCAGCAACCGCAGCUGCAGCCGGCCAGACAGCACCUCCUUGCGCCAGGAGGAGCCGUCCCUACUCUGCAGGUGCCACCACAACAAACGAGACCCUCGAAAACCACUUCUCCUUGAUAGCAGCAACGGUGUCGUUGGGGCCUGGCCGGCUUUCAGGCGAGUUACAAGCCACGCGCGAGGAGGGUUUGAAGCCGUACGCGCGGGUGUUACAGCGGUUGGAUCGAGACAGGGAUGGCGUGUUGUCCCUCAGGGAGACAGCUAGGCUCAUCAGGGUUACUCUAGGAGAGGCUACAGACAUCCCUAUCACUGCGACAUAUGUCAAACGACUGCUAGCCUCGCUUCGUAUUCCGUUGUCAACGCCAAAGCAUCAUGGUCCGCUGCAGCAGCACCAAGAGACACUCGCCCUGCCUCAGGUAAUGCGGCUCUUGCAGCUCACAGCUGGUAGCCACACUGUCAGCUCUGCCGCAGUGGAUGGCCUGCUAGCUCUAGAUGCCGUCUCGUUUGCUCUGCAGCAAGAGGCACCUUCGUGGCAUGCACUCUAUGAGACAGCAACAGCAUCAGCGGAAGCAGAAAUAAGACUCCAUGUAACGAACCUCGUUAAUGAGUACGCUCUUGAAGCGUCACAAGUGUACGCAGAGGGUAUUCCCUACCUCAGAGCGCUUCUUAAGCACAGUGCGCCAUUGAGGGAGAAGUUACUGGAGAACCUUGGCCACCAACUGGCCGCGAAGGAACCACUACCUAGGCUGGCACCUAGUGAAGCCUUGAUUCGCGUCAAAGCGACUGCGCACCUCCAAGAGAUAGUACCUCAGCUCGUUAUGGAAAUGUCAACAGGGAUCAGUCAAAAUAUGAACAAGCACAGCACGAGCACCCAACACGGCGUGAGCGUCGAGGCGAUUGAAAUGAUGCUAGCACGGCUGGUGCGCCAGGCGGAGGCAUUUUUCCUCUUUGCAGUCACAGACGCAGACGGUAACGGCAGUCUAGACAUGUCGGAGUUCCUUUCUGUACUCCUGGUGCAGCAGCUCCACAUGCAGCAACUGGUCCAGGCAGCAGUUGCUCCUCAACACCAGAGCAUUCCAGUGAUGGAGACUCCCUGGGUUGGGGAAUUAGCUGCGGGGUGGCUCGAAGCGCCGCAGUUGCGACAGCAACAGAUGCCUUUUGUGUCGCGUAUGCUGUUUACUGCGGCGGACGUGGACCAAGAUAGCCGCAUCCCCUACGAAGAGUUUCUGAGUUUCCUUGAUCAACAAGACCUAUUAGUCAGCACAGCAGUGCAGCUCUUCAACGCGAGAGCAGCAGUGCUCUACCUCUAA